Molecule: messenger RNA, 3386 nt
Organism: Plutella xylostella (diamondback moth)
Lineage: Eukaryota; Metazoa; Arthropoda; Insecta; Lepidoptera; Plutellidae
Source: RefSeq, a predicted model, not a curated record
CAAAUUUGUCUAUGGAAUCACAGAACGGAAUCUUGUAAAAAGAUUAGGCCAUUUCAUAAAACAAAUGUAUAGUAACUCGCAGGAAACAUCUUCGGGACAGUUGUAUUUAUUUCAGCUUUGCAUUUCAUGUUAAAUUGAAUCGUGAACCGCAUUGUAGGUGCAUUGAAAAGGAUUCAUCUUCAACUGAAGCGGAAGGUUAGCAGUCUCCUUUCUGCAAUAGAAAAGAUUUGGGAAGACGUAAGGCAGUGCAAGCUUAUCCUGUGUAAGCUCACACUUGAUAUCUACUCGCUGGGAGCUCAGGUGUUGUCUGCAGCCGGGGCUAGGAUGUCAGUGCUGAAUCAGAGUGGAGAAGAGCAGGUGGAAUGUCCAUUGUGCAUGGAGCCGCUGGAGGUGGACGACCUUCACUUCUACCCGUGCACAUGUGGCUACCAAAUAUGUCGGUUCUGCUGGAACCGCAUCCGCGAGGGGGAGAACGGGCUGUGCCCCGCGUGCCGCAAGGCGUACCCCGAGGACCCGGCCGACUUCACGCCGCUCAGCCAGGAGCAGGUUGCCGCCAUAAAGACGGAGAAGAAGGCGCGCGAGCAGAAGCGGCGCAACAAGACGCUGGAGUCGCGGCGCGCGCUGGCCAACGUGCGCGUCGUGCAGAACAACCUCGUGUUCGUGGUGGGGCUGCCCGUGCGCCUCGCCGACCCCGAGAUUCUAAAACGUCAGGAGUAUUUUGGCAAAUAUGGCAAAAUUCACAAAGUAGUCAUAAACCAAAGUACGACGUAUGCAGGCUCACAGGGUCCGUCAGCGUCAGCGUACGUGACGUACGUCUCCUCUGCGGACGCUUUACGAGCGAUCCAGGGCGUCAACAACGUGGCGCUGGACGGACGCGUGCUGAAGGGCUCGCUGGGGACCACCAAGUACUGCGCCCACUUCAUGAAGAACCAGCCCUGCCCGAAGCCCGACUGCAUGUACCUGCACGACCUCGGUGACCCCAAGGCGUCGUUCACGAAGGAAGAGAUGCACGCCGGGCUGCACCAGGUGUACGAGCGCAAGCUGCACAGCCAGCUCGACGAGAAGACCAGGGACGGCACCAGUAACUCUAGUACGAAUGGAGAAAAGGGCAGUGCCAAUAAUAAUAAUAAUGUUAAGGAUGGAACCCAAUCGAACUUCAUACCUACGACAGUGGUCACAUCAUCACAUAUUAAUGUAGUUAGUUCAUCUAGAUCGAAAAAGGACAGUAUGAACGGCGGCAGUGGGAGUAGCAGUGCCAGUUCCAACGGCAGUUCUAACGGCAGUAGCAAUAGCAACGGCAACAGCAGCGGCAGCAGCAACGGCAGCGGCAGCAGCAACGGCAGCGGCAGCAGCAGCAGCUCCAGCAGUGGAAGUGGCAAGGACGCGUGGCCGAGCCUCUGCAGCUCACCCCCCGCGGCGGAUACGCCUGUACAGAGCAGCCCCAAGAAUAUACCUACAGCUUCCUCCCUCGAGCCCGGCACGCCAGAAUCCCGCAGCCCCCCGGAGCAGUCCCCCGUGCCGCCGCCGCCCAAGCACAACGAGAGCAAACGCAGCAAAGACAAGAAGAGCAAACACUCCCACAAACAGACCCCCCCGCGCGCCGCCCCCACACCCGCCCCCGCGCCCCCCACACACAGCUCCGUCUUCGAAACAGAAACGCAACAAAACUACCUAACCAACGAACUCGACGAACUAGAAUCAGACCGCCACAGCCUUCUAGAAAACCACGAUUUGUUAGACAACAGCGAUUCACACAGCCUGUUAGAAGACGACACGCAUAACCUCCUAAACGACGCCAACAACGAAGCCCUAAUCAUGCAGAGGCACAGAGAAAUGAUGGCCGGAUUAGUCGACAACACCCACUAUAAACAGCCAAUGGUUAACGGGUUCUUGUUAGAUAGAGAUUCAGUGUACCUAGCCAAUGAUAGGCAGAUUAGUCAAAUGGAGCAGAAAGAGAUGCUGAUGAGGGAGAGGAGAGAACAAAUGCUGCGGGAGAGAGAGAGAGAGAUGAUGGCGCGGCAACAUGCCAUGAUGGAGCAGAAGCACUACAUGCCGGCCGCCAGUAUAGCUCUCGACUCCGCUAGUGAUUUAUUAGGUGCUAAUUAUCAUCCCAAUCACAAUAUGCUUCCAUUCGGUAUGCGUGUAGACAAUUCGUUAACCAACUCCUUAUCCGCUAACUCAAUGUCCUCAAAUCCUUUAGCCGCUAACUCCAUAAACCUCCCCUCAAACCCCCUAUCCGGUAACAGUAUGGGCUCAAACCACAUGGCAGCGAAUAAUAUGAACUCUUUAGGCGCUAGUGCGAUGAAUAUGAACAAUAUGAACAGUAUGGCGAUGGGCGGAAGUGGCAUGGCGCCGUUUUUGAUGCACAAUCAACAGUUGCUACAGAAUCAACAACAGAUGCAUCAGAACGCGAUGGCGAACGGCUUCGAUGGACCUCACGGAUCGUCGGAAGGGCGCUACCUGGCGGAGAACAUGGACAAGUUCUUCACGGACUUCCACAAGGCGCAGCAGAUGCGGCAGCUGCGCGCGCGCCACCCCGCGCCCGAGCAGCACAAGAGGAUGGGCGGCGGCGGGCGCGCGGCGGGCGACGCGGACGACGACCUCGACUUCGACCCGUUCAAGGAGACGCAGAAGGCGCUCGCCGAGAUGAUGGAGACCGAGAUGAUGCAGGGCAGCGUCAGUGGCGGAGACAGUAUGGAUCUCGUUCGUCGCUCGCGCCUGCCGCCGCCCGGGUUCAGCCACGUGGGCUUCCCGCGCCCGCACCAGCCGCCCGCAGGUCUAAACGGCAGCUCAAUGACCGACUGGACGCAAAUGGACCCCGCGAUAAUGUCCACCUCCGUCAACUUCGCCAAGAGCCAGAGCCAGAGCCACAUGCCUCAGAACCACAUGGCUAGCCAGAGCCACAGCCAGAUGAACCACAUGCCUCAGAACCACAUGGCCAGCCAGGCCCAUAGCCAGAGCCAGAUGAAUCACAAUCAGAGCCAAAUGAGCCAGCAGCAAGAGUUGUUCGCUCGCUUCAACCACCUCAGUGUUCAACAGUUGCACGCUAACAAAAUGAGCGGCAACAACUCCGGCGCGGGCGGGCUGUGGGCGGGCGGACACAAGCAGCUGUGGGGCGGGCGGGUGCCGCUGCCGCCCGGCUUCGCGCCGCCCGCCCAGCCUCACCCUGCCGAGUGCAUCGACGCCAAGUAACCGCCCACAACCAGCGGUAGCGCCCCCACGCGAAACAUUAUAUUUUCUAUUUCAAAAAAACACUAUUGUUCCCUUCUUUCCCGUUGGUGAUGUGAUCGAUAAAUCUUUGUAUUAAGAGAGGAUAUUUUAACGAGAGAAAUAUGAUAACAAAGGAUUUUGUAAAAUAAAUUAACAUAUUCGUUUUAUUUAUCUGA